GAAUAUUUUCUGCACAGGUCCAAAGCUUUAAUGAAGUACUGGUAGUGUGUUUCCUAUAAUAUUAUUUGCAAAUUUUUUGACAAGACUUUCAAAAACAGAGGGUUGGUUUGUGUCCCAACCCGUCAUUCCCACGAGACCACGUGACAACGCGAAUGUUUAUCCCGCCUUCUCAUCCCAAUUGCAUGCCGCUGCCUCUGUUGGAGCGCGUCUGGUUUUGAACAUAACCAACCCAAACCAGGCGAAUCUCUAGCGGGGAAAUCUCUCAAUAAUUUCUCAAUAACUACCUGGUUCUGCGACGUCAAAUCAACAACCUCAACCUACAAUCUACAUACAUCAAACCCAAAAAUGGCCCCAAAAAUGACAAGUAAGAAACGCGCUCGCGACGAAGAGGCGCAGUCCGGCGGCAGCGAGGCCGAGACAAAACCCGCACCUGUAAAGAAAGCCAAGUCAAAAGCCAGCAACCCCGGUGGCUCUCAGGUCGAUGCAGAGGGCAAUCCUUUCUGGGAGAUUUCCGAUAAGCGCCGGGUUGGCAUCUCGCAGUUCAAAAAGAUGGAUUUCAUCAACAUCCGCGAGUACUACGAGGCUGGCGGUGAAAUGAAGCCGGGCAAGAAGGGAAUUGGACUCACAGUGGACCAGUAUACUGCUUUUUUGAAAGCCAUACCUGCCAUCAACGCCGAGUUGCGCAGCAGGGGUCACGACAUCACUGAUGACUCCGAUGGCGGAGGUGCCCCAGUGGUCGCAAAGCCUGAAGGCAACGCCAAAAAGUCGACAAAGAAGCAGGAGAAGAAGGCCAACAUCGAGGCGACCAGUGACGAAGGUUCUGGUUCCGACUGAGUUACUAGCUUUUCGGUCCCAUAAUUGUCGACCAAACCCCAACUGCUCUGGACCUAGGAAUUCUACAGCCUAUGGUCUUUUGACUUUGCUGUACUAAAGGAUGAAGACUUGUACUUUUUUUCACAACAUAAUGAAGAUAUGAAACUUGGUAUUGGCGAUGGAUGGUGUUGAUUACAAAAGGUGUACUGCACUUUGGCUCUCGCAGGGCUUUUGCAAAUAAACAGUGGUCUCACCAGGCGCUAAAGGCGACAAGAACCUUUUUGACAGUCAUAUUGCACACACGCAGACUAUUCAAGCGCCAAAAAAAGAACACACCAUCUCGGAAAUAAUGCCGGCAAAGGCCUUACACUUGGGCCUUUUCUGACAAGGGUGGAGAACAAGACAUUUCAGUGCCCUACCGGACCAUCCAUUGAGC
Messenger RNA from Pyricularia oryzae 70-15, 1249 nucleotides. RefSeq lists its product as uncharacterized. Gene Ontology annotation, biological process: positive regulation of transcription initiation by RNA polymerase II. The coding region runs from base 346 to 834 and encodes 162 amino acids. Gene Ontology annotation, cellular component: nucleus; transcription regulator complex. The record is from RefSeq and is a predicted model, not a curated record. The transcript is spliced from 3 exons. Gene Ontology annotation, molecular function: DNA binding; transcription coactivator activity. NCBI's taxonomy places the organism in Eukaryota, Fungi, Ascomycota, Sordariomycetes, Magnaporthales, Pyriculariaceae.